Amoebophrya sp. A25 is the source of this 191-nucleotide messenger RNA. Lineage: Eukaryota; Dinophyceae; Syndiniales; Amoebophryaceae. The record is from the annotation of a GenBank genome assembly.
AUGAUUGCUAUGAGGAUGAGUAGAAAGCAAUGCGAUAACGACGUGUAUUCAUUAUCGACUCGAGGGCUUCCGGCCCCAGAAUUAACAUUCAUUCAUGUCAUAAUAUCAUCAACAUCACUUUUAGACUGUCUCGUGCAUUUGCUUGGAGUAUGGUGCAGGUUUCCCCUGCGGACGGCGAGCUGAUGUAUGGC